Equus caballus (horse) is the source of this 3472-nucleotide messenger RNA. The record is from RefSeq and is a predicted model, not a curated record. Lineage: Eukaryota; Metazoa; Chordata; Mammalia; Perissodactyla; Equidae.
GUGACAGAGGCAGGAUUCGAACUCAGGCAGUUCGGUUCCAGAGCCCGUGUAGUGGAGCACCCACUAUGAUACAGUAGGCACCAGGGUUUCAAAAUGAACAAGAUUCACUCAUUUCCUCCUCUCUCCAGUACUGACUGCCUCGAUGUUUCUUGCUUCCUAUCAUGCUUCUAUAUAAGGAAAUGGAGAGAUCAUCAGUUUGGGAGCCAGGCUGACUUGGAUUGAAGUCCCAGACCAGACCCUUGCUAGCUAUGUGACCUUGGACAAGGUCAUAUAAGCCUCUAAGCCUCAAUAUCUACCUUAUCUCUAAGCCUCUACAUCUAUAAAAAUUAGGGGACUGGGGGGGAUAUCAACAACUAUGUCAUGAUGUUGUGAGGAUUAAUUAUCACAUCAUCAAACACUCAGCACAUAGUAUGUGUUCAAUGGAUGAGCUUCCUUCUUCCAGACCCCUGUGCCAUCAACUGCCUCGGCCUAGUUUUACCCCUAUCUGCUCCACCUUCUAGAUCAGUCACCCCCACCACCCCCAAGUCUCCCCCACCCCGGGGCGUGUCACUUCCUCCUCUGCAGCCUCCCAGAUCAGUACACAAAGGCUGCUGCUGCCUCCAGAGGAAGGGCUGCUCUGCACGCACCUCAUUAUGAACAACUAGAAACAAUUUAAAUCCCGUUGUAAGAGACUAACGACACUACAACCUAUCCACGCAAUGGAAGUCUAUACGGCUGUAAAAAUGAACAAGGAAGUUCUAUAUUUUCUUGAGGAGCAGGAGCUCCAAGAAAAGUAGUCAAAAGAAAAAAAAUGCAGAAACUAAGGCCCAGAGAGAAUGCCAGACUUGCUUCACAGCCAACCACGAUGCCUUUGUCAACGGUCCUUGUUUUCCUGCUGGCUCUGAGCGGAGGCGAGAGUGAGUUGGACACCAAGAUCUCAUCUCCAGGGGAGGCCACAGAAUGGGGAGAUCCUGAUCCAUCCCUGCCAGAGUCCUGCCAGCCAGCUCCCUCCUGCCAGAAGUGCAUCCUCUCACAUCCAAGCUGUGCGUGGUGCAAGCAACUGAACUUCACGGCAUCGGGGGAGGCAGAGGCGCGGCGCUGCGCCCGGCGGGAGGAGCUGCUGGCGCGGGGCUGCCCCCCCGGGGAGCUAGAGGAGCCCCGCGGCCGGCAGGAGGUGCUGCAGGACGAGCCGCUCAGCCAGGGCGCCCGCGGCGACGGGGCCACCCAGCUGGCGCCGCAGCGGGUCCGGGUCACGCUCCGGCCCGGGGAGCCCCAGCAGCUCCGGGUCCGCUUCCUCCGUGCCGAAGGAUACCCUGUAGACCUGUACUACCUUAUGGACCUGAGCUACUCCAUGAAGGACGACCUGGAGCGCGUGCGCCAGCUCGGGCACGCCUUGCUGGAGAAGCUGCAGAAGGUCACCCGUUCUGUGCGCAUCGGCUUUGGCUCCUUUGUGGACAAAACGGUGCUGCCCUUCGUGAGCACAGUGCCCUCCAAACUUCGCCACCCCUGCCCUAGCCGGCUGGAGCGCUGCCAGCCGCCCUUCAGCUUCCACCAUGUGCUGUCCCUGACGGGGGAUGCUGAAGCCUUCCAGCGGGAGGUGGGACGCCAGAGCGUGUCUGGCAACCUGGACUCGCCUGAAGGCGGCUUUGAUGCCAUUCUGCAGGCUGCGCUCUGCCAGGAGCAGAUUGGAUGGAGAAAUGUGACCCGGCUGCUGGUGUUCACUUCAGAUGACACAUUCCACACAGCUGGGGAUGGGAAAUUGGGUGGCAUUUUCAUGCCCAGCGAUGGGCACUGCCACUUGGACAGCAAUGGCCUCUACAGUCGCAGCCCAGAGUUUGACUACCCCUCGGUGGGUCAGGUAGCCCAGGCCCUCUCUGCUGCAAACAUCCAGCCCAUCUUUGCUGUCACCAGCACCACACUGCCCGUCUACCAGGAGCUGAGUAAGCUGAUUCCUAAGUCUGCAGUGGGGGAGCUGAGUGAGGACUCCAGCAACGUGGUGCAGCUCAUCAUGGACGCUUAUAAUAGCCUGUCGUCCACCGUGACCCUCGAACACUCUCCACUCCCUCCUGGGGUCCACAUUUCUUAUGAUUCUCAGUGUGGGGGUCCUGAGAAGAGGGAGGGUGAGGCUGGAAACCGGGGCCAAUGCAACCACGUCCGAAUCAACCAGACGGUGAAUUUUUUGGUUACUCUUCAAGCUACCCACUGCCUCACAGAGCCCCAUCUUCUGAGGUUCCGAGCCCUUGGCUUUUCAGAGGAGCUGGUUGUGGAGUUGCAUACACUGUGUGAUUGUAACUGCAGUGACACCCAGCUCCAGGCUCCCCACUGCAGUGACGGCCAGGGGCACCUACAGUGUGGGGUGUGCAGCUGUGUCCCUGGCCGCCUGGGUCGGUUCUGUGAGUGCUCUGAGGCUGAGCUAUCCUCCCCAGACCUGGAAUCUGGGUGCCGGGCCCCCAAUGGGACAGGGCCCCUGUGCAGUGGGAAGGGACGGUGCCAGUGUGGACGCUGCAGCUGUAGUGGACGGAGCUCUGGGCGUUUUUGCGAGUGUGAUGAUGCCAACUGUGAGCGACACGAAGGCGUCCUCUGUGGAGGCUUUGGCCGCUGCCAAUGUGGAGUGUGUCACUGUCACACCAACCGCACGGGCAGAGCGUGCGAGUGCAGUGCGGACACGGACAGCUGUGUCAGUCCUGAGGGAGGGCUCUGCAGUGGGCACGGACACUGCAAAUGCAACCGCUGCCAGUGCUUGGACGGCUACUACGGUGCCCUAUGUGAUCAGUGCCCAGGCUGCAAGACACCAUGCGAGAGACACAGGGACUGUGCAGAGUGUGGGGCCUUUGGGACUGGUCCUCUGGCCACCAAUUGCAGCGUGGCUUGUGCCCAUGCCAACGUGACUCUGGCUUUGGCCCCUAUGCUGGAUGAUGGUUGGUGCAAAGAGAGGACCGUAGACAAUCAGCUGUUCUUCUUCCUGGUGGAGGAUGAAGUCGGAGGCAGGGUCGUGCUGCGAGUGAGACCCCAAGAGAAGGGAGCAGACCACACCCAGGCCAUUGUGCUGGGCUGCAUAGGGGGCAUCGUGGCAGUGGGACUGGGGCUGGUCCUGGCUUAUCGGCUGUCGGUGGAAAUCUAUGACCGCCGAGAAUACCGUCGCUUCGAGAAAGAGCGGCAGCAACUCAACUGGAAGCAGGACAGCAAUCCUCUCUACAAAAGCGCCAUCACAACCACCGUCAACCCCCGCUUUCAAGAGGCCGACAGUCCCCCUCUCUGAAGCGGGAGGGACCCUCACCCCAGGGCUCUGCUCGCCGGGAGGAUAGUGGGAACUGGAGGGGCGGGGUCUAACGGGCAGCAGCCUGGGAGGGGACUAAUCCAGAGCAGAGUGGCCACCACCUCACUUCAUUCUCAGGGACACCCCCGAGGGCCGCCUACUGCUGCAACCUUGCUUCCCUACCUCACGGGAGUGGGGGUCACCCCACCCACGUAUACAAUAAAGUCUUACCUCAGA